Centropristis striata (black sea bass) is the source of this 1322-nucleotide messenger RNA. RefSeq names its product fibroblast growth factor binding protein 2b (gene fgfbp2b). Gene Ontology annotation, molecular function: growth factor binding. Gene Ontology annotation, biological process: cell-cell signaling. The transcript has 2 exons. Bases 199 to 963 code for a protein of 254 amino acids. The record is from RefSeq and is a predicted model, not a curated record. Lineage: Eukaryota; Metazoa; Chordata; Actinopteri; Perciformes; Serranidae.
GUGUGAGGGGGGGUCAGGGCCGGAGGAGGGGCUCAGCUCCUUCAGCUCACCUGAAUAAUAACGUCUUUGUAACCCUUGCCUUAUAAAGUCUCACUCAGAUGCUAUCUGCCCUUGCACACCUCAACCUUCGGCACGGAUACACGCAUACACAUAAUCCUAUACCUUCCUCCACCGGUCACUAACCCACCGAACGCCGCCAUGAGAGCCAGGAUGAGAGUGGCGCUGCUGUGUCUGGCAGCAGCUGUUUGUGUGUCAAACGCUCAGACCAACAACAGCCAGCAGCAGCAGCAGCAGCAGCAGCAGCAACAGCAGCAGCAACAGCAACAGCAACAGCAACAGCGCAGCGUCUGGGAUGAGCCCAUCAGAUUCAGCACCAAGACCAAAGACAUGUGCACCAUGGUGGUAUCUGGAGCCGGGGACUAUACUCGCCUGCGUGUCUCCUGCAAAGGUCCCAGCCAGGGCCAGACCCCAGGACGCUCCUACUACUGCGACUUCCAGGGCAAACCCAACCUGUGCCGCGCCUACAACCUCAACCCUCGCCACUACUUCACCCAGAUGAUGUGGGACAUGAGGAAACUGAGCCACGCCUGCCAGGGACCCAAAAUGUACCGCCCGGCAAUGUGCAAGAAAUACCCCGACGAUGCCCAGAUGACCUUCCUGGCUUCCUGGCCCAAGACUACCACCCCCAAGCCCUCCAAGCCCGUCCAGGAGCCACGCAAACCAGUGGUGCCGGCCCAGACCAAGCCCGUCACUACUCCUAAACCCGUCAAGCCCCAGCCUCAGCCCGCCAAGCCUCAGCCAGGCAAGGGCCCCCAGACCAAGAAGACGACCCCCAAGCCUGGGAAGACCACUGCUCGUCCCACAGAGCAUCACGACACCAAAGCAUCUCGCAUGGCCUCCGAGUACUGCUGGAAGAGCUUCCACGGCGUCUGCACCUACUUCAUCAGCUGGUUCCAAAACUGAGGGGUUACUGCAGACACAGGUUGGAAACACCAGCGUCAGAACUCCUCUUCAACCUCUCCAGGAUCUGUGUAGGAGCCUCUGAAGUCUUGUGAGGUCCGACUCCCACCACUGCAUCAUCUUACAGGCUGAGCCAGAAACACUCAUCACCUGUGUGCGGUUAGCGGACGACUGCUUGUGCUGUCAUGUAGUGUACAUGUCUUUUUUUUAAUUUUUAUAAAUCUGUAAAACACACAGCAACAUAAAAGGGAAAAUAUGGCAGGCAUGUUAUUCUGUUUGUAUAUGAUGUAAAGUUCCCUCCUCGUGUCACAUAAAUGUUCCAACAACAUGUGAAGAGAAUAAAGUCAGAGUGGAGACCUCUA